AUGAGUGAAUGGCGUGAAUUUCGUCCACAACAAAAAUUAUUAAAUGCAAAAUUUGAUGGUUAUCGUUUAACACUUGAACCACUUGCACAAUAUACAUUAAAAUUUGAUAAUAAUAUUCAUGUACAAAAAGAUAUACAACUUGAUAAUGAUUUAUAUACAUAUAAUAGUAUAAAAGGAUUUAAAUCUUUAAAUCAACUUUAUAUAAAUAAUAAUGAUUUAUAUUUUUUUGAUCAAAUGUAUUCAAUACAAAAAAUAAAUUUAUCAUCGAAUGAGUCAUUUUCACAUAUGCAACAACCAACAAUUGUUUAUCAAUUACCAAAAAAUACAUUAUAUGGAUCAAUGGCUUUUAUAACUGAUUCACUUGUUUUUGUAUGUGAUGGUCGUUCGAAAUUAUUUAUUUUAAAUACAAAUAAUAAUUCCAAGUGGAAACUUUUACAUGAAGAAGAUUUCGAUGAAUAUUUAACAACACCUAUACGAUUAUUACAUGCUGUUUGUUAUCAAGGUUAUUUACAUGUAAUUAUUGGUUUUAUUCAAACAGAAUGUCAAUUAUUUUGGGUAACAUUUUCAUUGGAAUCAUCAAAUGAAAUGAAAUUAACAAGAAGACGAACAUUAAAUGGAAAAAAAUGGCCCGAUUUUGUAGCAAUUGAAUCUAAUGGACAAGGAUUAUAUAUUGCUGCUGAAGGAUUGUAUAUAUUUACAUUUGAUUCACUUAUUGAGGUUAAAAAAGAAGACAUACCCAAACAAUUAGUCAUUGAAAAGAUUGAAUCACCUCUUCAUUAUAUUUGGUCACAAACUCAUAGUAUUAUUGAAAUAGAAAUUGAUACUCAAACAAAUGAACCACAACAAUGGUCAGUUAAUAUUGAAUCUAAUCAUUUGAAAUGUUCAGUUAAUGAUGUUAUAUUAAUUAAUGCUAAACUUUAUGACAAUAUUGAUCCAAAAGAAAGUUCAUACGUAGUUACAAAAGAUAAAAGCAAUCAGUUAUCAAUAACUUUACAUAAAUCUAAUAUUGGAUCAUUUUGGAAUGAAAUAUUUAAAGAAGGUCAAGCUAUAUCAGGUGACAUUAAAAUGAAUUCUCUACCUGAAACAACGAAUAAUAUUGAAGAAGACGAUGAAAUUAAACAACCAUAUAAUAGUCAACAACUUGAAGAAUGUGAUCAAUACGCAAAUGAUACUGAUAAUUUUUUAUCACGAUUUGAUGGUGAUACACAUUCUAUUACACAUCAAGCAUUGAUUUAUAAUCAAAUACUAUUUACAAAAUUAAAUCCACCAUCACUAUGUAUUCGUCAUGAUGUCGAUGGACUCAUUUGGCAUAUAAAUUCCAUAGUAUCUAAUGAUCAAGCACCAUGGACUCAUGAAGCAACAUUAAAUGCAUUUGGUUAUGUUCAAGCAUCUAAACAAAGUCGUAAAUUUAUUUCUACUCCAAAUGAUUAUUCAUAUGCAAUAAUAUCUGAUACAAAUACACAUCUAUAUAUUUAUAAACAAAAUUCUCCGACAUCAAAUCUAUCUGGUUCAUCAUUACGUAACCGAAAGAGUGGUAAACUUGUUGAAAAUAUUGCAAAACAACAUAUGAUAUCACUUGAAAAUCAUAAUGAAAUACUUGGUCUUAUUACAACAAAUGAACGAACAUAUAUUUUGACUGAUGAUCAAUUAUUUAUUAUAACUAUUUGA
Molecule: messenger RNA, 1668 nt
Organism: Rotaria sp. Silwood1
Lineage: Eukaryota; Metazoa; Rotifera; Eurotatoria; Philodinida; Philodinidae
Source: the annotation of a GenBank genome assembly